CUCCCCUCGCUCGCUCUCUCUCCCUCUCGCUCUGAGCCAAUGGAAAGGCUGGAGCGGUUUCAAGGCUACUCCCUGUGUAAGAGAGCCGCUGGGCUGGUGGUAACAAAAUAACAAAAGCGUCGAAGGUUGCAAGAGUAACGGGGCUUCUUGCAACCCCCCAUCACCCCACCCUCCUCGGCUUCGCUCCCCGUUUUGGGCCCAUAUGCACGGCGGAGAGUCCGUUUUGGGUCCCGAUUCGUGGGAAGCCCACCGGGCGGAAGCGAAGCGCAAAAAGGAUCCGGAGCUCGCUUGUUGUUGAUCUGGAGGGAGAGGACUGGAAACCGCCUCCUGUGUCCCAUUUCCUCGCGCCCGCGCGUGUGUUGUGUUGCGUGUGUGUGCGAGAGAGAGAUUGUGUGUGGGGUUGCCCCCCCCCCACCCCGCACCUUUGCUUCAGCCCUGGAUUCUCCAUGUUGGACCCGAUCUGAGGAGCAUCUACAUCUCUGCCUUUGCAAAGAGCUGACUCCUCGGCUUUGCAACUGAAGGAGGAACGGGGCGGACUCCCUUCUCCAUCGCGCCCAUUCCUUCUCUUGCUUCCUCUCCCCCCCCCCCGUCCCCACUCCUCCUCCUCCUCGGAUAUUUCCCUCCUCCGGACUAAAGGAUCCCCAGGGUCUGUGGGAUUGUUAGAUGGAAAGCCGGUCUAUCAUCACCCAAGUGCAGAGGGACGAAGCCUUGGUCUUUUCAAAACAAGUGUUGGUGUCCAAAUCUUCUCCGAAGAAGCCUCGUGGCCGGAGCAUCUUCAAGGCUCUUUUCUGUUGCCUUCGUGCACAGAAUGUGGGGCAGACGGCCUUUGGCAACAAUCAUGGGCUGCAUAAGGAAGAGACAAACACCAUUGCCAAGUCUGAUCUGUUGCAGUGUCUUCAAUACCAGUUUUAUCAGAUUCCUGGAACAUGCCUUCUCCCUGAGGUGACUCAACAAGACCAGGGCCGAAUAUGUGUGGUGAUUGACCUGGAUGAGACCUUAGUGCACAGUUCCUUCAAGCCAAUCAACAACGCUGACUUCAUUGUGCCGGUUGAGAUAGAGGGAACAACUCAUGAGGUGUAUGUGCUGAAGCGGCCAUUUGUAGAUGAAUUCCUGAGGCGAAUGGGGGAGCUGUUUGAAUGUGUGCUCUUCACUGCCAGCUUAGCUAAGUAUGCUGACCCAGUGACGGACCUUCUGGACAAGUGUGGAGUCUUCCGGACCCGCCUCUUCCGGGAGUCGUGCGUAUUCCACCAGGGAUGUUACGUGAAGGAUCUCAGCCGGUUGGGCCGUGAUCUGCGCAAAACCCUGAUCCUGGACAAUUCUCCAGCUUCCUACAUCUUCCAUCCAGAGAACGCGGUGCCGGUCCAGUCUUGGUUUGAUGAUAUGACAGACACUGAGCUGCUGAACCUGAUUCCUGUGUUUGAGGAGUUGAGUGGAGCAGAAGAUGUCUACACCAGCCUCGGCCAACUAAGGGCACCCUAACAUUUUCCUAGUGCUGUGGCCGCUGGGGAAAACUACUUUUUUUUUUCACUCUGUGCCUUCAGUAUUGGCCAGGAGGGAAAGGGAACAGUGCAAUUGCUCCCCAUUCACCCUGCCACAAGGCAGAUACAAGCACUUUGGAGGCAAUAACCUGCCUGGCUGCCUUCUGUGCAAUGCCAGAGCAGUUUCCAACCAGGGUAUGGCUGGAUGCUAGAGCUUCUAGCCUUUCCACCAAGAGCAGGGACAUCCAAAAUAACCCCACCCCAUUCCCAAUAGUGCUAUGCACUGCGCCCCAACCUUUAGGGGAAUCCUCCCUCCCCCCUCCCUUCCCCCCAAGGCAAUGCCAAAUGUUUUGGAUGGAUUCUUUAAAAGGUACAUCCUCCUCACUUGCUUUUACAUAUUCUUGGCAGUGCUUCUUACGCAGCCCCCAGGCGAAAAUAUGUGGAGACUUCUCAUCUCUUGGCUGGGAGUCAGGAUGGCCGCCUCUACACCCUUCAGAUGUUUCUGUUCUUGCCUGAUCUUCUGAUACAGGAUCUUUCUGGGUUGUUUUGAAGUUGCUGCUUUCUUUGCCUGUUUUGUGAAGUUACCUUUGCUUCACAAUCUCUGGUUCUGGGCCUCAUUGCCCUGCUGGCUUUGAGAAACCCUUCCUCCUGUGUGUGUCGUGUGUGUGUUUUAACAUUCUGUCUUGCAGUUGUGUUUUGCCUCUGAUGAAAGGUGAGACCCCUGGACUUAGAACAAACCUUCCUCCCCCAACACUAGUAGCACAUAGCAUUAGUGAGGACAAAGCUAGCCAGUCCCACCAAUGCCACACUCCCUUAUUUGCUCAAAGAUAAAGCGUCUCUGCACUCCAGCUUUGAUCUGUUUCUUUGGGCCGGGUGGGUGAAGGAAGUGACUUCCAUUGCCUUAACGGCACCCUGUUAGGAGGCUGGCAGGUCAGUAGAGUGCCUCUCCUCGGCCCAGUUCUUCCACUGUCUUUCAGUGUGAAUGAUUGCCUGGAAGAUGGGAGGAUUCUGAUGUUCGUCCCCUGGUGGUUUUACCUCACUUGAGGACGCUGAAGGCGUAACUUCCCACUCAGGAUUCACUCUUAAGUUCCAUCAUUAUAACAUGACAGCCCUUCGUCCCCCUUGGAUGGUGACAAUGAGUUGGGGAAUGAAUCUGUUAGAAGCUAGGAGACUUUCCAUGUGCGCACAAGCCUGCUUCCUAUGUCAUUUGCCUUAACAACUGCCUUGCUGUCUCUGUGCUGCAGCUGCUUGGCAGCAAGCAACUGUGCCUCUUUUGGUGUGGCCUCUCCAAUUCCCACUCUUCUCCCCCCAAUGCAUUCUCAAGCUGGCUUCAGCUCCAAGCAACCAAAAGUAGUUGGAGAGAAUAUUUAUAUCGCAGAGAGUUGCCCAUGGACGUUGGUUUUUUUCUUCCUAGGGUUAAGGUCCUCUUGUCCUUUCGAACUGUGCCUGACAUACUGUGAACAUGUGUUUCUCAAGUGCCACUUGGGAGCAAGGGAAACCAAAUGGAUCAACAGUGCCGGCUUGCUUCCCCCCCCCUCCCCCAAACUAUCAGCAAUAUAUUGCAAGAGAAUCUAAUCUGUAUUUAGUCAUUGUAGGGCUGGUAGCAAAGGAGGGGGGGAGCAGGGUAGAGUCCAUGGGGCUCUUUUUAAAAAAUGAAAAUGGUGCUGCCUUAUUGGUUAAGGGGUGGAGGGCAAGUUGCAGGUCAUCUAAUCACCUCAGGACCAAAGCAUUGACCCCUGCUGUUGGUUGACCAGCCAGCUGUUAGCCUGACCAACAUGCUACUUGAUAUUUUCAUGCUUGCUUUAAGUGUACUGAUCGGUUUUCAGUGGAUUCCUGAGAGAGAGUGUGCAUGCUUAGUCAAACUCUAGUCAAUUCUUGAAGUGGAAUGGCCCCUGUUGCCCUAAUUUUCCCCUGGCUUCAUUUUUCUGGUCCUGUUUGGUCUCCUUUGCUGAGGGCCUGGAUUCCUGUGUUUGGGGGAGGGCAGGAGGGAGGAUAGGUUUCCAAUUUCAGACACCCAACAAGGAAGUUCUUCCCCUCCCUUGCAGUUCAGCCAGCAGCUGCUUACGCACACAAGCCGGGAGGAGCCGUUAAACUUUGCAGAGUUAAUGAAUGUUGGAAAGAACAAAACCUUUUUGUUUUCCCUUCCUAUUCUCACAGUUUUGUUCUUGCUUUGUGUCAACCGAAGACCAAUUGCCCCCCCUCUUCCUUCCUUCCUCUCAUGCCAGCAGCUGCCCCAGCCCUUUCUUCGAGAUGAAACAGGUUUCUAGUCCUUUGUUGGACCAAGGUUAGAUGCUGCCCCCUGAAGGGGAAAAAAGAAAAGAAAAAAACCAAUUCCCAGUAACCUUAGCCAGUUAUGGUCAUAGGUGGGGGAUGCUGGGGGUUGUAGUCCAAUAUACUCUUUAUCUACAUUUGCUGCAGAAACCACUUUUUUAAGCCUUAAAAGAGGGUGGGAUUACGAAGAGAAGAAGGCAACCCAUUUAUUCUCCUCUCUAAAUUGCAGUGAACAACAUCGCAGUCCAGGCAUGGAGGGAUCUGUACGAAACAAGUCUGAUCUGAAAAGAGGCAGAUUUUUGGGGAGCGGGGUAUUUGAUUUUACCAAGUUGGGAAAAAGAAAUGGAUUGCUGAGAGUCAUGUGGACAUGGUGAUGAAUCCCUUUGGGCAAUCCUGCGUGGAGGGAAACAAACGAUGAUCAUAGGACUUCAGUAUCUAGCAGCGCCUGCCAUGUUGCCCAUAAGCGCCCAAGCCCACUCUUGAGUCAAGAUUGUAAAUCAUGUUUUAGAGCCAUAAGGAUUCCUGGGUCCAAACUAUCAUGUUGGGAUUGUGCCUUGAUUGAACCAUGGUUAAUGAGGGUAGAACUCCAGCCAAGAGGCGGCCCCAGCACUUUACCAGGGCCAUGCCUUUCAUGGCUGCCCCAUGUACUGACUUACACUAAAGACACAUACACACACAAAUCUACCCACGCUUGUUAUGGUACCUUUUUACAUCCAGUCAUGUUUGGUGCUCCCAUUUCAUACAAGAAAUGGAAGCUGUUGGCUUUUGAAGGAGAAAAAAAGCCUCCAGCUUUCGCUUCUCCUCUCCCUUCUCAUUAAACUGUACAAAUUUAUCACAUGUCCUCACUUGCUGGUUUUUUUUGUUUGUUUUUUAAAUGUUUUAAUUGAAAAAAAAUCCCAAAACUUGAAGCUGGCACUUGUUGCCAUUAUGAACUCUUUCUAUUUUUGGAAUCUUUGUAUUAACUGCAAUUAAAGAAAUAAAAAGAGAUCAA
Molecule: messenger RNA, 4740 nt
Organism: Thamnophis elegans (Western terrestrial garter snake)
Lineage: Eukaryota; Metazoa; Chordata; Lepidosauria; Squamata; Natricidae
Gene: CTDSP2
Product: CTD small phosphatase 2
Exons: 8
Coding region: 664-1479 (271 amino acids)
Molecular function (GO): RNA polymerase II CTD heptapeptide repeat phosphatase activity
Source: RefSeq, a predicted model, not a curated record